AUGAAUCUUAUUACUCUAUUCCUGGCUAUAGCUCCGGUUCUAGCUAUGCCCUUAGAGGGUCCCGGAGUGAUUCCUGGGCUCCCUGGUGACAAUAAUAACGGCAAUGAUGGAGGCUCAGCCGGUCCGUUAUGCUUUGGCCCUACUGGAAACGUGAAAAAUUACGAACCUCGAUGUUGCAAGGCCGGCGUGGACCUUGGUUGCAAGGCCGCGUCUGGAUACUACACCAACUCUGAGUAUUUCAAGGCUGCAUGCACCUCUGUCGGCCUCACCGCUAAAUGUUGCAACGUGGCUAGUGUCAAGACAUCUGAUUAA
This is a messenger RNA of Penicillium cataractarum, 312 nucleotides long. RefSeq lists its product as uncharacterized. Gene Ontology annotation, cellular component: extracellular region. The transcript has 3 exons. The record is from RefSeq and is a predicted model, not a curated record. The coding region runs from base 1 to 312 and encodes 103 amino acids. NCBI's taxonomy places the organism in Eukaryota, Fungi, Ascomycota, Eurotiomycetes, Eurotiales, Aspergillaceae.